AAAAUAUAUUGCACCACUGUUGCGAGGCAAAAAAUCAUACUGUACGAUAACAAAAAGGCUACCACCGGAGUGUAGUCUAUCAAGAAGCAAGCUUGCAAUGUGUGGCGUUAAGUUUCUCUUGAGCUGCCUUAUACUUUGAUUAUUUUCACGGAAGAUCUGCUCGAAACAUUUCGAAAACUUGAACUGACACGAACAAGUUCUUAAAAGUUCCACAAGAACUCCGUUUGCUGUCCAUGGUCCAUUGUUAAGCGAUCAAACUUGAGAAAAAUGGCUGCCUGUAUGGACGAUGAGCUUGACAACGCUCGUCUCGAGCAGCGUGAUGAAGUUACUGUUUUGGAGUCAAUUUUCGAAGACAGCCUUAUUCAAGGAGCUAACCCAGACGAGGGCGAAGAGUUAGCCGAAGUGUCGUUUAGCUUGCUCGUGAGAGUUCAUGCUCCUGUAGAUAACGUGCUUGUGGAGGCGGUUAUCCCAGUACAAGUGGACGAAUAUGUAGCUAACUCACCGAACCAAGAUAGCAUUCAAGGGGAUAAAAACAAGGGUGAUGCAAAUGUGGCUGUGGGGGGUAGUGAGGAGCAGGAUGGUUUCAACAAAGGUGAUCCUGGUCAGGUGGGUGAGGAGAUAAGUCCUGAGGGAGGGGAUGUACAGCAGAUUGGUGUCAUUCAUGCCAGCAUUGAAAAGCCUGCAGAAGAGGAGGGGCUUUUCCCUGGUAGGGAGAAAAGUGAUGGAGGACAGCAUUUCAUUGGUGAGCCAGAGGGUUCUAGUGUCGCUGCCGCUGUACAAGGAAUCAAGCCAAAACUUACUCGCCUCCUGUCAACCAAACACUGGCACAUCCAAUCAGAAGUCCAAGAGUUGACACCUAUCAAUCUCUGGUGCAAGUUUCCCCCACUUUAUCCCUCCAAAGACAUGCCUCAGUUCAGCCUCAGUUGUCUGUGGUUAACAAGUUUGCAGUUACAGGAGCUAGCUAAACAGCUGGUCCGUAUAUGGGAGGAAAAUACUAACAUGCCUAUUGUCUUCUUGUGGGCUGAUUGGCUAAGUAAUGAAGCUUGGGAGUUUUUGUAUCUUGAUCAGCACUUGAUACUCAGGGAAGAUGAAGGAGAAAAAGAAAGGAUUGAAACCCCCUAUUUUGCUAUUGCUGCCAAGAUCCCACUAGAGAUGGCAUUACUGGAGAUCUUUGAGAAUGAUUUAAAAUUCAAAAGAGAACAGUUCCUGCGAUCAAGACACAGCUGUGACAUCUGCAUAGAGGAACUGGAUGCUGACAGCUUCUGUCUGCUUGAUGAAUGUGGGCAUUACUGCUGUGUAGAAUGCAUGAGAUAUCAUUGUGAGAUGCAUGUCAAGAAUGGUACUGUAAUGCAACUACUCUGUCCCAUCCACAAAUGUGAAGUGCCAAUCUCACCAUACACUUUACAAGAAGUCCUCCCUGAAGACCUAUACACAAGAUAUGAACGCCUGAUGCUCAGCAAAACACUAGAUUUGAUGGGAGAUAUCUACUAUUGCCCUCGAUGCCAUUCGGCUGUGGUCGCAGACGAGGAAGAGUCAUCUCAUCUUGCCCAUUGUGCCGUUUGCUUCUAUGCUUUCUGCACGGAGUGCCAGGCCGCUUGGCACCAUGGAAAGUCCUGCGACGAUGAAGAGCUCCCAAAAACAGAUCAAAAAAAGGAAAAAGUAAAAAAUAGAAAGAAGAAAAAACUAACAGAUGAUUCCGAAGAUAGUGAUUAUGGUCAAGCAGGAAAUGGAAGGUAUAUGAGUAGCAGGGCCUUUAUUCUGGCCAUGAAAAGAUGCGGGACUUAUCGCUCUUGUCCAGCAUGCAAAGUAGUCGUUGAGAAGACCACUGGAUGUGACAUGAUGACUUGCUCUCAAUGCAGAGCAAACUUCUGCUGGAGAUGUGGUAACCGAAUCUCCAGCUACUCUCAUUUUAGUGAAUGCAACACAUCUCCUCCAAUUUUAAGGAGAAUGCCCCCAAGAGGACCUUCUAAAGGUGAACAAAUCGAGGCUGAAUUUAAAAAGAAUAACCCAGGAGCACAGUUGCAUUAUAAGAACUGUGGUCGUUGCAAACAGAAAAAUUUAAAACAGCAGAAGAAUAACUUCAUGCGAUGCUGGGCGUGUAAAACGCAGUUUUGCUAUCAAUGUGGCAAAACAAUAGAAAAUGGAAUCAAGCAUUUUGUAGCACCGAGCCCUUGCUCACAGCACUCAGAUGACUAGAUGAAUGUGGGAUUGUGUGUAAAAAUACACUGACUGUGGGAUUGUGUGUAAAAAUACACUGACUGACAGCGGGAGACUUGAUCUGUCAAAGAGCAAGUGUCAAUUUGCAAAUAUUGGAAUUAGAAUUUAAAAGUUAAAAUUAAAUAGCUUUGUCAAUUAUUUAUUACAACCUAAUAAGAUGUCAUUUUUUAAACAAUUCAUGUAACUAUUUACAAAUUAUUUACAAGAACAAAUACAGCACAAAAUAUAUAAUUUUUACAGCAAAACUAAUUUUGCUCAAUGGAAUAAUUUAGUAAAGGACCUUAUAGUACUUUAACCUUCAUGUUUGACCUAUUGCCUAGAAGAAUUAGCAGUCAUUGAGAAAACGACAGGCGGUCCAAUGGCUCUAGGUUUGUUUGGGCAUAAUGACAAAUCUCACCACGAUGGCAGGAUUGUAACGGUGGGGGUGCACAGCCAUGCCACUACUAGUCAUUUCCUUAUAAUGUCAGAAAAAAAACUUCCUGCUUUUGUUAGCCUCCUGAGUCUUUGGACAUAGGAAAACAUCAUACUUCAAAGUGUUUAACUUGAUGUAGGUAUGACAACAUAAUGCAGUAUCAUACGAC
Messenger RNA from Nematostella vectensis (starlet sea anemone), 2798 nucleotides. Its product is annotated as E3 ubiquitin-protein ligase RNF14-like. Bases 268 to 2196 code for a protein of 642 amino acids. The transcript is spliced from 2 exons. Gene Ontology annotation, cellular component: ubiquitin ligase complex; cytoplasm. Gene Ontology annotation, molecular function: zinc ion binding; ubiquitin conjugating enzyme binding; ubiquitin protein ligase activity. NCBI's taxonomy places the organism in Eukaryota, Metazoa, Cnidaria, Anthozoa, Actiniaria, Edwardsiidae. Gene Ontology annotation, biological process: protein polyubiquitination; ubiquitin-dependent protein catabolic process; positive regulation of proteasomal ubiquitin-dependent protein catabolic process. The record is from RefSeq and is a predicted model, not a curated record.